Molecule: messenger RNA, 1929 nt
Organism: Trypanosoma cruzi
Lineage: Eukaryota; Euglenozoa; Kinetoplastea; Trypanosomatida; Trypanosomatidae
Exons: 1
Coding region: 1-1929 (642 amino acids)
Molecular function (GO): protein binding
Source: RefSeq, a predicted model, not a curated record
AUGCUUUUUGAGCCGUCAGGUGUGCUCCGCUCGGACUACGGGGCUUACUGCCAUGCCCUUGGCUUCACAGAGCGGGAGGAGGUGUACCGCUCCAUUUUUACCAGCGAGGAGCGAAGGCAAGAGAAGGAAGUCAAAUACCUCGAGGCGCAUUCUCCGUCUGAUGCUGACACCAAUGCGGAUGCGGCGGCUUUUUUGUCAUUCUCGCAGAAACAAUCCACAGUUGCCGCUGCCACUGCCGCUGUUACCCCCAACAAAGUGAACACCACUGCUGCUAAUAAUACACCUGCUUCUGCUGGUCGUAAGGGACGUAAAGCUUCGAGUGUGAAUGCGAAAGGCAAGAAAAAGGGUGCGGCGACGGAGGAUCCUGCAAAGGCUUUGGAGAACGCAGCUCCACUGACGCUUACGUUUAUCGUGAUGCGUCAACUCAAGUUCUGUCUCAACAGGCGUGACAUAAAACCUUUAGCGCUUGCGAUACCGCAUUGCGUCUCGCUUGUCUCGGUUGAGUUUGUUGGCUGCGGUUUGUCGGAAGAGAGCUAUUUCUUGCUCGUGGAGGCGCUUUACAAGAGUCGCCGUGUGGCCUCUGUGACGAUUGACUUCAACAGCUCCUCCAAUCCGGGAUUCUAUGUGGAUCCAGUCCUCUCUCCUGGGGCAACCUUCCAAACAGCAAACCAGACGACAGUCGUGUCGUUUACUGACGUGACGCCAGAAUUGGCGUUGAGCCAACCGACCACUGAUUCCUUGCCGGGGAGCUCGCGGCGCUCUGUCGUGCUGCGCAGUGGGGGCCCCACGCUUACCGGAGAGAAUUUACUGUCAUUGAGGGAACAGUCCGGCUUAGAAGGACCCACCUUUGCUCCCUCAGAGUACAGAGGCCUGCGAAGCGUGCUGUUAUCGCUCGAACAACAAUCUCGCGAGGAGAAGGGGCGGAAGGGAAAAGUCGACUCAAAGAAGCAGACGCAGCUACAACAGCAGCUGGAUAGCCUUGCGCAGAUUGACAAGGAGAACCCCGUCACUGUGCCGCGUGGGUGGGCCUCGAUGCUGCUGACGGGUGUAAAGCAUCUGAGCCUGCGGGGGAACGGUAUAACAAGCGAGGACGUUGCAUUAAUGGCAUCACUGCUGCUUCGUCAUCCGCGUAGUGAACUGGUUAGCCUUAAUCUGUGGGGCAAUCGCAUUGACGAUGAAGGCGCUGUGGCUCUCGCAAAACUACUGAAGGAAAACCGUACAUUACAAGUGCUAGACUUGGGCCAUAACGAUAUUGCGGACGUGGGACUUCUCACUUUGGUGGAUUGUUUUUGCAUGCAGGAAAUGCCGCUUGAAAGCCUGCCGGGUUAUCGCAAGCGACAACUUUUGCGUCGCGAUGCGACCGCGCGAGAGCGGCAGCUGGCGUCAACGCCGCCCCCAACGUAUCCCAGCUAUCAGGAACUUUACACGGCGUGGCAUCAAGCCAGGUACCCUGCUCUUGCUGAGGAAAAGAAGGAAUCCAAAAAGGGAACACAAACGAAAACCAAAAAGGCAGAGCCUCUUUUGGUGCGUCCAACGUCGCCUUUUGACCGUGAUUGCUUUCGCAUGGAGAACUCUGUGCGUGUGCCUGGCAAUACCGUAUUGCGUUGUGUUAAUCUGGGAAACAACCCGCGGGUGACACUGGACGGCGCGCGCGAGGCACUGCGUGUUUUGUCUCUACAUGAGCCUUCAGACGAUAAAGAGAUGUCAGCACUGCAGAAUUGUGUGGUGCAACCACCGGAGCUUUACUGCGCCUCCAUCAAGUUACACACUUUUGUGAUUUUACACGACGGUGAUCCCGGCCUGCGGGCGGUACAGAAGGAACUGAGCGAUAUGCUUUACAAGCGUCUGCUUCUUUUACCGCAGGCUCCUGUGGAGACCGAAGUGCCAGGCGAUGACCCUAAAAGGAAGUCCCCUCGCGCUAAGAAGUGA